Lolium perenne is the source of this 3726-nucleotide messenger RNA. RefSeq lists its product as uncharacterized. NCBI's taxonomy places the organism in Eukaryota, Viridiplantae, Streptophyta, Magnoliopsida, Poales, Poaceae. The record is from RefSeq and is a predicted model, not a curated record.
UUCUAAUUCCUGCCAUAGCACUCUGUUGUCUUUGCCGGUGCCCACCUUUCACGUGCGUCCGAUUAAAAUCCGGCGGUUCGAGAGUUUUCAAGAGACUACGACCAGAACGUGGGAUGUUUGGCACCCACAGGAGCACCACAGUAUCUAGAUGUGCUUUUUUUUUUUAAUUUCAAUUUCAAUGGCCAUCCCGUCCAAAUCCCCAUCUCUUCUCAUCCCGAAUAUCUCUGGCUAGCAUCUGGUUUGGAGGCGCUCAACGGAAGACGAGGGGCGGCGCCACCACACGGAGCUGCAGUGGCCGUCUCCAUGGCGCGCUGCCGGAAAAGACCUCGCCCCUACCGCGCGCUGCAGGGGCCGUCUCCAUGGCGCGCCGCCGGGAAGGGCCUCGCCCCUACCGCGCGCUGCUGGCCCCGUCUCCAUGCUGCGAUGCAGGGGACGUCUCCAUCGCGCGCCGUCAGGAAGAGCCUCGCCCCGAAUGCGCGCUGCUGACCCCGUCUACAUGGCGCGCCGCCGCGAAGGGCCUCACCCCUGCCGCGCGCUGCUGGCCCCUUCUCCAUGGCGCGCGUCGCUGGGUCCUCAACUCUACUGCGCGUCGCUGGGUCCAGCAUGCCGUCGGGCUCUGCCAAUGGAUAGAAUCCUCUUCCUCUCAACUCCCGCACCAUCCUUGCUCCAAGGAUGUAAUAAUAGCAGGUUAUCUAUAUUUCUUGUUGUAAAUUUUAGAGCUGGGAUAUACUUUUUGAUUUUUUUUAUACAUCUAGAAUUAACUUUUUCCCUUUUUCUACAUCCAGAAUGAUGGCAGCAGAUGUAAUUUUUUCCCUUUUUUACAUCCAGAUCUUGAAAAUAGUAGGUUUGCACGGAAUUUGUAUGUAAUUUUUUUCUUUUUUCUACAUUCACACUGCCCCUUUUUUACAUCCUCAAUUGGAAUCACAAACACUAGUAUAUUUUCUGGGAUUUAACUUUGUGCAGUUAAACUCCAAUUUCUUACAUGCAAAUAUUUGUUCUGAACUCAAGGAAGAAUACACAAGAUGCAGUUACAGUACUUCGUGUUUUAUUUUGUGUGAAUUUGUACACGAUUCAGAGCUUGCUUUUGUUUUUGUCAUGAAUUUGCAACGGAGCGGGGUAAUGAGAAGGCGGGGUGGUCCCCGUAUUUCACGUGUAGACCGGAGCGGAGAAGGAAACCUGUGGGAUCAGAACUUUUCUAUAUUUGGAACACGGAGAUGUCGGGCAAUUUUAUUUCCUAAUGUGGGUGGGGCACCGUGGUAGACUAAUUAGUGCUAUAGCACCCUGUAGCAACGUCCCAAAAUAUUUGGCGCUAAUGUAAAUUUGCCGCUGACGCGCGGUAAUGUAAAAUAUAUUCCCUCCAAUUAUCUUAACAAAAUGCCCUGAUUUAUACCCACCUCGGCCUCGCCGCCAUUGACAUAACCGCGCCGCCCUCCACUCCACAUCUCCAGCGAUGUCAUCCUUGACCUCCUGGCCUUUCCCCUAAGCCCCCGCCCCCCAUUACUCAGCACACAAAUCAAUUGGAUCGCAUCUGCAUCGGCCUGGUUCACCGCGCCGCCGGCAAGAGCACAAAGCUUCACGGCUACAUCUCGCGGAUGGCCAUGGAAAUUUGGAACAUUAACUUGUACUAUGAAGAUGAGAAUAAAAAUCAUAAAGUUCUUGAAGCAUCAAUGGACAGGACCAAUAUCUCCUUUUAUGACUUGGUCAACUUGAUUGAAGGUGUUGGCUUCUCGGGGAUUGAUUACCUCUACUACAGGAAGAAAUACGCUCGCGGCAAGGGCCAUCUAGUACACAUCGAUAACGACACUCAUGUGCGGAAAAUGAUAACUGACCACAAUAAGGAGAAGAGGGUACAGUUGUACGUGUAUAAGGAGAGGGCCAACAUUGAUGUUGCUCCAUCAGAACCUCAGGGUGAGGAUGAUGGACCCAUUACAAGCUUUGAGGAGGAGGAUGCCUUCCCUGAAGGAGCAACACAAACUAGGACGAGCAAGUCACAAACAAUGGUGCGUAAAUCAAAAAGAUUGAAUGUGGUUCAGAGCCGUGCUCAGUACGCCAAUGGAGAUUUCGCCAAUAGUGAGCAAUCUCGGUCAUCACGUGAUCUGCUUGAGACACAUGAAUUGGAAGAUAACGAGGAUCAUCUUACUGAGCGAGAUGACAACCUCGAUAAUAUGACUGGUGAUGGUAAAGCUGUUGACAAACGUGGAGCACAUUCCCUGCCAGCUGUUUGGAACAUGCCAGAUGGAGCACGCAUAGUUGUAAAAUGUAAUAAUCUUGGCCAGCCUAUUGGGGACGAAGGUGGAGUCCUAGGGAAAUUUCUUGGCACAAUAGCUAGACUUGGGGGCUAUUGCCCACUUGACAAAAAGGAUUGGCGUAAUGUCAAGAAGGAUGGUGGGGCUGACACAAUACUUCAGUGUGUACAGCGACAAGAAGAUCCUGAAAAGAAACAACCACAUAGAGCGAAGGUUUAUUUAGCGACUCAUAGAAAAAAAGAUGAAGAAAGAAAUAAACAUGUGGCUGACUUGGCUGACUUGGAAAAGCUAAUACAUAAUGAACCAGAGCUAGCACAAAGUGACCAUGGAAAAGUUGCAUGGAAAGGUGAUGCCUUACAUACAAUUUUGGGGGAAGAAAAGCCUGGACAAGUGCAUGGCAUGGGUUUGCUUCCAGUGCCUAACCAAGUUUAUGGUCGGUUACCACGCUAUCUCAAGAACAUCAAUAUGACUACAACAAACGGGUCAUCACAUGCCGGAGAGAGUGAUGUUAUGGAGGAAAUAGCAAAGCUCAAGCGGAGUAUAGAAGAGCAGGACCAACGCAUAGAAGAGCAAGACCAAAUUAUUGAAGGAUUUAGAAACCAGGAUGAAGCCAAUUUACGCCAAGGCAAUGAUGAAUUUCAGCUGGAAGUACCACAGAAUAGAAGAAAGAGAGUUCAUGCUAGUGGACCUGAGCAAGUACGCUUAGUGAGCAGACCAAAAGAUACAAUAAAGCAUCAUCAUGACUGCGAGGGUAGCAAUGAAUUCUCAUAUCAAGGACAAUCAUCACCAACACCUCCUUUUCCUGAAGAACGGGAGCACAUGAGAAAGAGCGGUGAGAAUCUGGAUGAAAAUUCGAGAAGAGUGCACAAACAAAUGACUCAAAACAAGACUCCAAGCCAUAUGUCCUCAAAGAAGAGAUGUCGUCCUUCGGAAGAGAUUCGUAAUGCAGUAAUUUUGAAAUCUUCAAUAUAUCCAAAUAAAAGGCGCGUGGCAUAUGCAACUAUUUUGGAUAGUAAUUCAAAAACAUUGGUUGGUGGUGUUGAGCUGGGCCGACAAUUUACACAUGUGCAAAUUGAUGAACCUAUUGGCGAAGAUGAGCGCUUGGUAAGAGAAAGGGAGAAGUGUGUGACAAUCGGUGAUGCUUUUUCCUCUGGAGUAACAAUUGCUUGGCCUUCAGCAUGUAUUGAGAAGUUCAGUGGAUGACUUGAGAGUUGAUAUUGAUGCUUUGUCUAACGAUGGAGUGAAGAUGGAAAAUAUGUAGGAUUGGUCUGAGAAAUAUCGAAGGGCAGAUUGGAGCAGCCAUGAUUGGUGUUUUUGCAUAGUCACGAUGAUAUUAAGUAUUUCAUGUAUUAUAGGUUAGCUUAGUAUGUUGAGAAAUGUAGUAGUUUUUCUUAAAUACGCAUCAUCUAUGUGUUCAUUGUUAUGAAUGCUAUGAAGUGACAUGAAACACGUUGGUUUUAUCUCCAUAAUGCAUUUCAUA